GCGGAAAUAUUGUGCUUGAAACAUUAGUACAUAAGUAUGUACUUAAACCGAUGGAUAUUUUUGCUGAUACUGGGGUUCAUGGCGGCUACAGGUAAGUCCCAGAGUAUUUCCUGUUAUGUUUGCGAUGGUGAUGAUUGUGACGAACUUGACGAAGAUAAAAUAUUAAUGUGCGGUCCAGAACCAACGACAACAGAUUACACGACUACUGAAGAAUCCACAACGAGUGAAUCUUCUUCUACCAAUCCACUUACAUCGACUACUGAAGAAUCAACAACUAGUGAAUCGUCUUCCACCAGUCCAGUUACAUCGACUACUGAAGAAUCAACAACUAGUGAAUCGUCUUCCACCAGUCCAGUAACAUCGACUACUGAAGAAUCAACAACUAGUGAAUCGUCUUCCACCAGUCCAGUAACAUCGACUACAGACGAAUCAACUACUAGUGAAUCGUCUUCAACCAGUCCAGUUACAUCGACUACUGAAGAAUCAACAACUAGUGAAUCGUCUUCCACCAGUCCAGUAACAUCGACUACUGAAGAAUCAACAAUUAGUGAAUCGUCUUCCACCAGUCCAGUAACAUCGACAACUGAAGAAUCAACAACUAGUGAAUCGUCUUCCACCAGUCCAGUAACAUCGACUACUGAAGAAUCAACAACUAGUGAAUCGUCUUCCACCAGUCCAGUCACAUCGACUACUGAAGAAUCAACAACUAGUGAAUCGUCUUCCACCAGUCCAGAAACAUCGACUACUGAAGAAUCAACAACUAGUGAAUCGUCUUCCACCAGUCCAGUAACAUCGACUACUGAAGAAUCAACAACUAGUGAAUCGUCUUCCACCAGUCCAGAAACAUCGACUACUGAAGAAUCAACAACUAGUGAAUCGUCUUCCACCAGUCCAGAAACAUCGACUACUGAAGAAUCAACAACUAGUGAAUCGUCUUCCACCAGUCCAGUAACAUCGACUACUGUAGAAUCAACAACUAGUGAAUCGUCUUCCACCAGUCCAGAAACAUCGACUACUGAAGAAUCAACAACUAGUGAAUCGUCUUCCACCAGUCCAGAAACAUCGACUACUGAAGAAUCAACAACUAGUGAAUCGUCUUCCACCAGUCCAGUAACAUCGACUACUGAAGAAUCAACAACUGGUGAAUCGUCUUCCACCAGUCCAGAAACAUCGACUACUGAAGAAUCAACAACUAGUGAAUCGUCUUCCACCAGUCCAGUAACAUCGACUACUGUAGAAUCAACAACUAGUGAAUCGUCUUCCACCAGUCCAGAAACAUCGACUACUGAAGAAUCAACAACUAGUGAAUCGUCUUCCACCAGUCCAGUAACAUCGACUACUGAAGAAUCAACAACUAGUGAAUCGUCUUCCACCAGUCCAGUAACAUCGACUACUGAAGAAUCAACAACUAGUGAAUCGUCUUCCACCAGUCAAGUAACAUCGACUACUGAAGAAUCAACAACUAGUGAAUCGUCUUCCACCAGUCCAGUAACAUCGACUACAGACGAAUCAACUACUAGUGAAUCGUCUUCAACCAGUCCAGUUACAUCGACUACUGAAGAAUCAACAACUAGUGAAUCGUCUUCCACCAGUCCAGUAACAUCGACUACUGAAGAAUCAACAAUUAGUGAAUCGUCUUCCACCAGUCCAGUAACAUCGACAACUGAAGAAUCAACAACUAGUGAAUCGUCUUCCACCAGUCCAGUAACAUCGACUACAGACGAAUCAACAACUACUGAAUCGUCUUCCACCAGUCCAGUAACAUCGACUACUGAAGAAUCAACAACUAGUGAAUCGUCUUCCACCAGUCCAGUAACAUCGACUACUGAAGAAUCAACAACUAGUGAAUCGUCUUCCACCAGUCCAGUAACAUCGACUACUGAAGAAUCAACAACUAGUGAAUCGUCUUCCACCAGUCCAGUAACAUCGACUACUGAAGAAUCAACAACUAGUGAAUCGUCUUCCACCAGUCCAGAAACAUCGACUACUGAAGAAUCAACAACUAGUGAAUCGUCUUCCACCAGUCCAGAAACAUCGACUACUGAAGAAUCAAAAACUAGUGAAUCGUCUUCCACCAGUCCAAUAACAUCGACUACUGAAGAAUCAACAACUAGUGAAUCGUCUUCCACCAGUCCAGUAACAUCGACAACUGAAGAAUCAACAACUAGUGAAUCGUCUUCCACCAGUCCAGUAACAUCGACUGCUGAAGGAUCAACAACUAGUGAAUCGUCUUCCACCAGUCCAGUCACAUCGACUACUGAAGAAUCAACAACUAGUGAAUCGUCUUCCACCAGUCCAGUUUCAUCGACUACUGAAGAAUCAACAACUAGUGAAUCGUCUUCCACCAGUCCAGUAUCAUCGACAACUGAAGAAUCAACAACUAGUGAAUCGUCUUCCAUCAGUCCAGUAACAUCGACAACUGAAGAAUCAACAACUAGUGAAUCGUCUUCCACCAGUCCAGUAACAUCGACUACUGACGAAUCAACAACUAGUGAAUCGUCUUCCACCAGUCCAGUAACAUCGACUACUGAAGAAUCAACAAUUAGUGAAUCGUCUUCCACCAGUCCAGUAACAUCGACUACAGACGAAUCAACAACUAGUGAAUCGUCUUCCACCAGUCCAGUAACAUCGACUACUGAAGAAUCAACAACUAGUGAAUCGUCUUCCACCAGUCCAGUAACAUCGACUACUGAAGAAUCAACAACUAGUGAAUCGUCUUCCACCAGUCCAGUAACAUCGACUACUGAAGAAUCAACAACUAGUGAAUCGUCUUCCACCAGUCCAGUAACAUCGACUACUGAAGAAUCAACAACUAGUGAAUCGUCUUCCACCAGUCCAGAAACAUCGACUACUGAAGAAUCAACAACUAUUGAAUCGUCUUCCACCAGUCCAGUUACAUCGACUACUGAAGAAUCAACAACUAGUGAAUCGUCUUCCACCAGUCCAGUAACAUCGACAACUGAAGAAUCAACAACUAGUGAAUCGUCUUCCACCAGUCCAGUAACAUCGACUGCUGAAGGAUCAACAACUAGUGAAUCGUCUUCCACCAGUCCAGUCACAUCGACUACUGAAGAAUCAACAACUAGUGAAUCGUCUUCCACCAGUCCAGUUACAUCGACUACUGAAGAAUCAACAACUAGUGAAUCGUCUUCCACCAGUCCAGUAACAUCGACAACUGAAGAAUCAACAACUAGUGAAUCGUCUUCCACCAGUCCAGUAACAUCGACUACAGACGAAUCAACAACUAGUGAAUCGUCUUCCACCAGUCCAGUAACAUCGACUACUGAAGAAUCAACAACUAGUGAAUCGUCUUCCACCAGUCCAGUAACAUCGACUACUGAAGAAUCAACAACUAGUGAAUCGUCUUCCACCAGUCCAGUAACAUCGACUACUGAAGAAUCAACAACUAGUGAAUCGUCUUCCACCAGUCCAGUAACAUCGACUACUGAAGAAUCAACAACUAGUGAAUCGUCUUCCACCAGUCCAGUUACAUCGACUACUGAAGAAUCAACAACUAGUGAAUCGUCUUCCACCAGUCCAGAAACAUCGACUACUGAAGAAUCAACAACUAGUGAAUCGUCUUCCACCAGUCCAGAAACAUCGACAACUGAAGAAUCAACAACUAGUGAAUCGUCUUCCACCAGUCCAGAAACAUCGACUACUGAAGAAUCAACAACUAGUGAAUCGUCUUCCACCAGUCCAGUUACAUCGACUACUGAAGAAUCAACAACUAGUGAAUCGUCUUCCACCAGUCCAGUAACAUCGACAACUGAAGAAUCAACAACUAGUGAAUCGUCUUCCACCAGUCCAGUAACAUCGACUACUGAAGAAUCAACAACUAGUGAAUCGUCUUCCACCAGUGCAGUAACAUCGACUACUGAAGAAUCAACAACUAGUGAAUCGUCUUCCACCAGUCCAGUAACAUCGACAACUGAAGAAUCAACAACUAGUGAAUCGUCUUCCACCAGUCCAGUAACAUCGACAACUGAAGAAUCAACAACUAGUGAAUCGUCUUCCACCAGUCCAGUAACAUCGACUACUGAAGAAUCAACAACUAGUGAAUCGUCUUCCACCAGUCCAGUAACAUCGACAACUGAAGAAUCAACAACUAGUGAAUCGUCUUCCACCAGUCCAGUAACAUCGACAACUGAAGAAUCAACAACUAGUGAAUCGUCUUCCACCAGUCCAGAAACAUCGACUACUGAAGAAUCAACAACUAGUGAAUCGUCUUCCACCAGUCCAGAAACAUCGACAACUGAAGAAUCAACAACUAGUGAAUCGUCUUCCACCAGUCCAAUAACAUCGACUACUGAAGAAUCAACAACUAGUGAAUCGUCUUCCACCAGUCCAGUAACAUCGACUACUGAAGAAUCAACAACUAGUGAAUCGUCUUCCACCAGUCCAGUUACAUCGACUACUGAAGAAUCAACAACUAGUGAAUCGUCUUCCACCAGUCCAGAAACAUCGACUACUGAAGAAUCAACAACUAGUGAAUCGUCUUCCACCAGUCCAGAAACAUCGACAACUGAAGAAUCAACAACUAGUGAAUCGUCUUCCACCAGUCCAAUAACAUCGACUACUGAAGAAUCAACAACUAGUGAAUCGUCUUCCACCAGUCCAGUAACAUCGACAACUGAAGAAUCAACAACUAGUGAAUCGUCUUCCACCAGUCCAGUAACAUCGACAACUGAAGAAUCAACAACUAGUGAAUCGUCUUCCACCAGUCCAGAAACAUCGACUACUGAAGAAUCAACAACUAGUGAAUCGUCUUCCACCAGUCCAGAAACAUCGACUACUGAAGAAUCAACAACUAGUGAAUCGUCUUCCACCAGUCCAGAAACAUCGACAACUGAAGAAUCAACAACUAGUGAAUCGUCUUCCACCAGUCCAAUAACAUCGACUACUGAAGAAUCAACAACUAGUGAAUCGUCUUCCACCAGUGCAGUAACAUCGACUACUGAAGAAUCAACAACUAGUGAAUCGUCUUCCACCAGUCCAGUAACAUCGACAACUGAAGAAUCAACAACUAGUGAAUCGUCUUCCACCAGUCCAGUAACAUCGACAACUGAAGAAUCAACAACUAGUGAAUCGUCUUCCACCAGUCCAGUAACAUCGACAACUGAAGAAUCAACAACUAGUGAAUCGUCUUCCACCAGUCCAGAAACAUCGACUACUGAAGAAUCAACAACUAGUGAAUCGUCUUCCACCAGUCCAGAAACAUCGACUACUGAAGAAUCAACAACUAGUGAAUCGUCUUCCACCAGUCCAGAAACAUCGACAACUGAAGAAUCAACAACUAGUGAAUCGUCUUCCACCAGUCCAAUAACAUCGACUACUGAAGAAUCAACAACUAGUGAAUCGUCUUCCACCAGUGCAGUAACAUCGACUACUGAAGAAUCAACAACUAGUGAAUCGUCUUCCACCAGUCCAGUAACAUCGACAACUGAAGAAUCAACAACUAGUGAAUCGUCUUCCACCAGUCCAGUAACAUCGACAACUGAAGAAUCAACAACUAGUGAAUCGUCUUCCACCAGUCCAGAAACAUCGACUACUGAAGAAUCAACAACUAGUGAAUCGUCUUCCACCAGUCCAGAAACAUCGACAACUGAAGAAUCAACAACUAGUGAAUCGUCUUCCACCAGUCCAAUAACAUCGACUACUGAAGAAUCAACAACUAGUGAAUCGUCUUCCACCAGUGCAGUAACAUCGACUACUGAAGAAUCAACAACUAGUGAAUCGUCUUCCACCAGUCCAGAAACAUCGACAACAGAAGAAUCAACAACUAGUGAAUCGUCUUCCACCAGUCCAAUAACAUCGACUACUGAAGAAUCAACAACUAGUGAAUCGUCUUCCACCAGUGCAGUAACAUCGACUACUGAAGAAUCAACAACUAGUGAAUCGUCUUCCACCAGUCCAGUAACAUCGACAACUGAAGAAUCAACAACUAGUGAAUCGUCUUCCACCAGUCCAGUAACAUCGACAACUGAAGAAUCAACAACUAGUGAAUCGUCUUCCACCAGUCCAGAAACAUCGACUACUGAAGAAUCAACAACUAGUGAAUCGUCUUCCACCAGUCCAGAAACAUCGACAACUGAAGAAUCAACAACUAGUGAAUCGUCUUCCACCAGUCCAAUAACAUCGACUACUGAAGAAUCAACAACUAGUGAAUCGUCUUCCACCAGUCCAGUAACAUCGACAACUGAAGAAUCAACAACUAGUGAAUCGUCUUCCACCAGUCCAGUAACAUCGACAACUGAAGAAUCAACAACUAGUGAAUCGUCUUCCACCAGUCCAGUAACAUCGACUACUGAAGAAUCAACAACUAGUGAAUCGUCUUCCACCAGUCCAGUAACAUCGACAACUGAAGAAUCAACAACUAGUGAAUCGUCUUCCACCAGUCCAGUAACAUCGACAACUGAAGAAUCAACAACUAGUGAAUCGUCUUCCACCAGUCCAGAAACAUCGACAACUGAAGAAUCAACAACUAGUGAAUCGUCUUCCACCAGUCCAGUAACAUCGACAACUGAAGAAUCAACAACUAGUGAAUCGUCUUCCACCAGUCCAGUAACAUCGACAACUGAAGAAUCAACAACUAGUGAAUCGUCUUCCACCAGUCCAGUAACAUCGACAACUGAAGAAUCAACAACUAGUGAAUCGUCUUCCACCAGUCCAGAAACAUCGACAACUGAAGAAUCAACAACUAGUGAAUCGUCUUCCACCAGUCCAGUAACAUCGACUACUGAAGAAUCAACAACUAGUGAAUCGUCUUCCACCAGUCCAGUAACAUCGACUACUGAAGAAUCAACAACUAGUGAAUCGUCUUCCACCAGUCCAGUAACAUCGACAACUGAAGAAUCAACAACUAGUGAAUCGUCUUCCACCAGUCCAAUAACAUCGACUACUGAAGAAUCAACAACUAGUGAAUCGUCUUCCACCAGUCCAGUAACAUCGACAACUGAAGAAUCAACAACUAGUGAAUCGUCUUCCACCAGUCCAGUAACAUCGACAACUGAAGAAUCAACAACUAGUGAAUCGUCUUCCACCAGUCCAGUAACAUCGACUACUGAAGAAUCAACAACUAGUGAAUCGUCUUCCACCAGUGCAGUAACAUCGACUACUGAAGAAUCAACAACUAGUGAAUCGUCUUCCACCAGUCCAGUAACAUCGACAACUGAAGAAUCAACAACUAGUGAAUCGUCUUCCACCAGUCCAGUAACAUCGACAACUGAAGAAUCAACAACUAGUGAAUCGUCUUCCACCAGUCCAGUAACAUCGACUACUGAAGAAUCAACAACUAGUGAAUCGUCUUCCACCAGUCCAGUAACAUCGACAACUGAAGAAUCAACAACUAGUGAAUCGUCUUCCACCAGUCCAGUAACAUCGACAACUGAAGAAUCAACAACUAGUGAAUCGUCUUCCACCAGUCCAGAAACAUCGACUACUGAAGAAUCAACAACUAGUGAAUCGUCUUCCACCAGUCCAGAAACAUCGACAACUGAAGAAUCAACAACUAGUGAAUCGUCUUCCACCAGUCCAAUAACAUCGACUACUGAAGAAUCAACAACUAGUGAAUCGUCUUCCACCAGUCCAGUAACAUCGACUACUGAAGAAUCAACAACUAGUGAAUCGUCUUCCACCAGUCCAGUAACAUCGACUACUGAAGAAUCAACAACUAGUGAAUCGUCUUCCACCAGUCCAGAAACAUCGACUACUGAAGAAUCAACAACUAGUGAAUCGUCUUCCACCAGUCCAGAAACAUCGACAACUGAAGAAUCAACAACUAGUGAAUCGUCUUCCACCAGUCCAAUAACAUCGACUACUGAAGAAUCAACAACUAGUGAAUCGUCUUCCACCAGUCCAGUAACAUCGACAACUGAAGAAUCAACAACUAGUGAAUCGUCUUCCACCAGUCCAGUAACAUCGACAACUGAAGAAUCAACAACUAGUGAAUCGUCUUCCACCAGUCCAGAAACAUCGACUACUGAAGAAUCAACAACUAGUGAAUCGUCUUCCACCAGUCCAGAAACAUCGACUACUGAAGAAUCAACAACUAGUGAAUCGUCUUCCACCAGUCCAGAAACAUCGACAACUGAAGAAUCAACAACUAGUGAAUCGUCUUCCACCAGUCCAAUAACAUCGACUACUGAAGAAUCAACAACUAGUGAAUCGUCUUCCACCAGUGCAGUAACAUCGACUACUGAAGAAUCAACAACUAGUGAAUCGUCUUCCACCAGUCCAGUAACAUCGACAACUGAAGAAUCAACAACUAGUGAAUCGUCUUCCACCAGUCCAGUAACAUCGACAACUGAAGAAUCAACAACUAGUGAAUCGUCUUCCACCAGUCCAGUAACAUCGACAACUGAAGAAUCAACAACUAGUGAAUCGUCUUCCACCAGUCCAGAAACAUCGACUACUGAAGAAUCAACAACUAGUGAAUCGUCUUCCACCAGUCCAGAAACAUCGACUACUGAAGAAUCAACAACUAGUGAAUCGUCUUCCACCAGUCCAGAAACAUCGACAACUGAAGAAUCAAUAACUAGUGAAUCGUCUUCCACCAGUCCAAUAACAUCGACUACUGAAGAAUCAACAACUAGUGAAUCGUCUUCCACCAGUGCAGUAACAUCGACUACUGAAGAAUCAACAACUAGUGAAUCGUCUUCCACCAGUCCAGUAACAUCGACAACUGAAGAAUCAACAACUAGUGAAUCGUCUUCCACCAGUCCAGUAACAUCGACAACUGAAGAAUCAACAACUAGUGAAUCGUCUUCCACCAGUCCAGAAACAUCGACUACUGAAGAAUCAACAACUAGUGAAUCGUCUUCCACCAGUCCAGAAACAUCGACAACUGAAGAAUCAACAACUAGUGAAUCGUCUUCCACCAGUCCAAUAACAUCGACUACUGAAGAAUCAACAACUAGUGAAUCGUCUUCCACCAGUGCAGUAACAUCGACUACUGAAGAAUCAACAACUAGUGAAUCGUCUUCCACCAGUCCAGAAACAUCGACUACUGAAGAAUCAACAACUAGUGAAUCGUCUUCCACCAGUCCAGUAACAUCGACUACUGAAGAAUCAACAACUAGUGAAUCGUCUUCCACCAGUCCAGAAACAUCGACUACUGAAGAAUCAACAACUAGUGAAUCGUCUUCCACCAGUCCAGAAACAUCGACUACUGAAGAAUCAACAACUAGUGAAUCGUCUUCCACCAGUCCAGUAACAUCGACUACUGAAGAAUCAACAACUAGUGAAUCGUCUUCCACCAGUCCAGUUACAUCGACUACUGAAGAAUCAACAACUAGUGAAUCGUCUUCCACCAGUCCAGAAACAUCGACUACUGAAGAAUCAACAACUAGUGAAUCGUCUUCCACCAGUCCAGUAACAUCGACUACUGAAGAAUCAACAACUAGUGAAUCGUCUUCCACCAGUCCAGAAACAUCGACUACUGAAGAAUCAACAACUAGUGAAUCGUCUUCCACCAGUCCAGAAACAUCGACUACUGAAGAAUCCACAACGAGUGAAUCGUCUUCCACCAGUCCAGUUACGUCGACCAAUGAAGAAUCAACAACAAGUGAAUCGUCUUCCACCAGUCCAGAAACAUCGACUACUGAAGAAUCAACAACUAGUGAAUCGUCUUCCACCAGUCCAGAAACAUCGACUACUGAAGAAUCAACAACUAGUGAAUCGUCUUCCACCAGUCCAGUAACAUCGACUACUGAAGAAUCAACAACUAGUGAAUCGUCUUCCACCAGUCCAGAAACAUCGACUACUGAAGAAUCAACAACUAGUGAAUCGUCUUCCACCAGUCCAGAAACAUCGACUACUGAAGAAUCAACAACUAGUGAAUCGUCUUCCACCAGUCCAGUAACAUCGACUACUGAAGAAUCAACAACUAGUGAAUCGUCUUCCACCAGUCCAGAAACAUCGACUACUGAAGAAUCAACAACUAGUGAAUCGUCUUCCACCAGUCCAGAAACAUCGACUACUGAAGAAUCAACAACUAGUGAAUCGUCUUCCACCAGUCCAGAAACAUCGACUACUGAAGAAUCAAUAACUAGUGAAUCGUCUUCCACCAGUCCAGAAACAUCGACUACUGAAGAAUCAACAACUAGUGAAUCGUCUUCCACCAGUCCAGUAACAUCGACUACUGAAGAAUCAACAACUAGUGAAUCGUCUUCCACCAGUCCAGUAACAUCGACUACUGAAGAAUCAACAACUAGUGAAUCGUCUUCCACCAGUCAAGUAACAUCGACUACUGAAGAAUCAACAACUAGUGAAUCGUCUUCCACCAGUCCAGUAACAUCGACUACUGAAGAAUCAACAACUAGUGAAUCGUCUUCCACCAGUCCAGUAACAUCGACAACUGAAGAAUCAACAACUAGUGAAUCGUCUUCCACCAGUCAAGUAACAUCGACUACUGAAGAAUCAACAACUAGUGAAUCGUCUUCCACCAGUCCAGUAACAUCGACUACAGACGAAUCAACUACUAGUGAAUCGUCUUCAACCAGUCCAGUUACAUCGACUACUGAAGAAUCAACAACUAGUGAAUCGUCUUCCACCAGUCCAGAAACAUCGACUUCUGAAGAAUCAACAACUAGUGAAUCGUCUUCCACCAGUCAAGUAACAUCGACUACUGAAGAAUCAACAACUAGUGAAUCGUCUUCCACCAGUCCAGUAACAUCGACUACAGACGAAUCAACUACUAGUGAAUCGUCUUCAACCAGUCCAGUUACAUCGACUACUGAAGAAUCAACAACUAGUGAAUCGUCUUCCACCAGUCCAGUAACAUCGACUACUGAAGAAUCAACAACUAGUGAAUCGUCUUCCACCAGUCCAGUAACAUCGACAACUGAAGAAUCAACAACUAGUGAACCGUCUUCCACCAGUCCAGUAACCUCGACUACUGACGAAUCAACAACUAGUGAAUCGUCUUCCACCAGUCCAGUAACAUCGACUACUGAAGAAUCAACAACUAGUGAAUCGUCUUCUACUAGUCCAGUUACAUCGACUACUGAAGAAUCAACAACUAGUGAAUCGUCUUCCACCAGUCCAGAAACAUCGACUACUGAAGAAUCAACAACUAGUGAAUCGUCUUCAACCAGUCCAGUUACAUCGACUACUGAAGAAUCAACAACUAGUGAAUCGUCUUCCACCAGUCCAGAAACAUCGACUUCUGAAGAAUCAACAACUAGUGAAUCGUCUUCCACCAGUCCAGAAACAUCGACUACUGAAGAAUCAACAACUAGUGAAUCGUCUUCCACCAGUCCAGAAACAUCGACUACUGAAGAAUCAACAACUAGUGAAUCGUCUUCCACCAGUCCAGAAACAUCGACUACUGAAGAAUCAACAACUAGUGAAUCGUCUUCCACCAGUCCAGAAACAUCGACAACUGAAGAAUCAACAACUAGUGAAUCGUCUUCCACCAGUCCAAUAACAUCGACUACUGAAGAAUCAACAACUAGUGAAUCGUCUUCCACCAGUGCAGUAACAUCGACUACUGAAGAAUCAACAACUAGUGAAUCGUCUUCCACCAGUCCAGUAACAUCGACAACUGAAGAAUCAACAACUAGUGAAUCGUCUUCCACCAGUCCAGUAACAUCGACAACUGAAGAAUCAACAACUAGUGAAUCGUCUUCCACCAGUCCAGAAACAUCGACUACUGAAGAAUCAACAACUAGUGAAUCGUCUUCCACCAGUCCAGAAACAUCGACAACUGAAGAAUCAACAACUAGUGAAUCGUCUUCCACCAGUCCAAUAACAUCGACUACUGAAGAAUCAACAACUAGUGAAUCGUCUUCCACCAGUCCAGUAACAUCGACAACUGAAGAAUCAACAACUAGUGAAUCGUCUUCCACCAGUCCAGUAACAUCGACAACUGAAGAAUCAACAACUAGUGAAUCGUCUUCCACCAGUCCAGUAACAUCGACUACUGAAGAAUCAACAACUAGUGAAUCGUCUUCCACCAGUCCAGUAACAUCGACAACUGAAGAAUCAACAACUAGUGAAUCGUCUUCCACCAGUCCAGUAACAUCGACAACUGAAGAAUCAACAACUAGUGAAUCGUCUUCCACCAGUCCAGAAACAUCGACAACUGAAGAAUCAACAACUAGUGAAUCGUCUUCCACCAGUCCAGUAACAUCGACAACUGAAGAAUCAACAACUAGUGAAUCGUCUUCCACCAGUCCAGUAACAUCGACAACUGAAGAAUCAACAACUAGUGAAUCGUCUUCCACCAGUCCAGUAACAUCGACAACUGAAGAAUCAACAACUAGUGAAUCGUCUUCCACCAGUCCAGAAACAUCGACAACUGAAGAAUCAACAACUAGUGAAUCGUCUUCCACCAGUCCAGUAACAUCGACUACUGAAGAAUCAACAACUAGUGAAUCGUCUUCCACCAGUCCAGUAACAUCGACAACUGAAGAAUCAACAACUAGUGAAUCGUCUUCCACCAGUCCAGUAACAUCGACAACUGAAGAAUCAACAACUAGUGAAUUGUCUUCCACCAGUCCAGAAACAUCGACUACUGAAGAAUCAACAACUAGUGAAUCGUCUUCCACCAGUCCAGAAACAUCGACAACUGAAGAAUCAACAACUAGUGAAUCGUCUUCCACCAGUCCAAUAACAUCGACUACUGAAGAAUCAACAACUAGUGAAUCGUCUUCCACCAGUCCAGUAACAUCGACAACUGAAGAAUCAACAACUAGUGAAUCGUCUUCCACCAGUCCAGUAACAUCGACUACUGAAGAAUCAACAACUAGUGAAUCGUCUUCCACCAGUCCAGUAACAUCGACUACUGAAGAAUCAACAACUAGUGAAUCGUCUUCCACCAGUGCAGUAACAUCGACUACUGAAGAAUCAACAACUAGUGAAUCGUCUUCCACCAGUCCAGUAACAUCGACAACUGAAGAAUCAACAACUAGUGAAUCGUCUUCCACCAGUCCAGUAACAUCGACAACUGAAGAAUCAACAACUAGUGAAUCGUCUUCCACCAGUCCAGUAACAUCGACUACUGAAGAAUCAACAACUAGUGAAUCGUCUUCCACCAGUCCAGUAACAUCGACAACUGAAGAAUCAACAACUAGUGAAUCGUCUUCCACCAGUCCAGUAACAUCGACAACUGAAGAAUCAACAACUAGUGAAUCGUCUUCCACCAGUCCAGAAACAUCGACUACUGAAGAAUCAACAACUAGUGAAUCGUCUUCCACCAGUCCAGAAACAUCGACAACUGAAGAAUCAACAACUAGUGAAUCGUCUUCCACCAGUCCAAUAACAUCGACUACUGAAGAAUCAACAACUAGUGAAUCGUCUUCCACCAGUCCAGUAACAUCGACUACUGAAGAAUCAACAACUAGUGAAUCGUCUUCCACCAGUCCAGUUACAUCGACUACUGAAGAAUCAACAACUAGUGAAUCGUCUUCCACCAGUCCAGAAACAUCGACUACUGAAGAAUCAACAACUAGUGAAUCGUCUUCCACCAGUCCAGAAACAUCGACAACUGAAGAAUCAACAACUAGUGAAUCGUCUUCCACCAGUCCAAUAACAUCGACUACUGAAGAAUCAACAACUAGUGAAUCGUCUUCCACCAGUCCAGUAACAUCGACUACUGAAGAAUCAACAACUAGUGAAUCGUCUUCCACCAGUCCAGUAACAUCGACAACUGAAGAAUCAACAACUAGUGAAUCGUCUUCCACCAGUCCAGAAACAUCGACUACUGAAGAAUCAACAACUAGUGAAUCGUCUUCCACCAGUCCAGAAACAUCGACUACUGAAGAAUCAACAACUAGUGAAUCGUCUUCCACCAGUCCAGAAACAUCGACAACUGAAGAAUCAACAACUAGUGAAUCGUCUUCCACCAGUCCAAUAACAUCGACUACUGAAGAAUCAACAACUAGUGAAUCGUCUUCCACCAGUGCAGUAACAUCGACUACUGAAGAAUCAACAACUAGUGAAUCGUCUUCCACCAGUCCAGUAACAUCGACUACUGAAGAAUCAACAACUAGUGAAUCGUCUUCCACCAGUCCAGUAACAUCGACAACUGAAGAAUCAACAACUAGUGAAUCGUCUUCCACCAGUCCAGAAACAUCGACUACUGAAGAAUCAACAACUAGUGAAUCGUCUUCCACCAGUCCAGAAACAUCGACUACUGAAGAAUCAACAACUAGUGAAUCGUCUUCCACCAGUCCAGAAACAUCGACAACUGAAGAAUCAACAACUAGUGAAUCGUCUUCCACCAGUCCAAUAACAUCGACUACUGAAGAAUCAACAACUAGUGAAUCGUCUUCCACCAGUGCAGUAACAUCGACUACUGAAGAAUCAACAACUAGUGAAUCGUCUUCCACCAGUCCAGUAACAUCGACAACUGAAGAAUCAACAACUAGUGAAUCGUCUUCCACCAGUCCAGUAACAUCGACAACUGAAGAAUCAACAACUAGUGAAUCGUCUUCCACCAGUCCAGAAACAUCGACUACUGAAGAAUCAACAACUAGUGAAUCGUCUUCCACCAGUCCAGAAACAUCGACAACUGAAGAAUCAACAACUAGUGAAUCGUCUUCCACCAGUCCAAUAACAUCGACUACUGAAGAAUCAACAACUAGUGAAUCGUCUUCCACCAGUGCAGUAACAUCGACUACUGAAGAAUCAACAACUAGUGAAUCGUCUUCCACCAGUCCAGAAACAUCGACUACUGAAGAAUCAACAACUAGUGAAUCGUCUUCCACCAGUCCAGUAACAUCGACUACUGAAGAAUCAACAACUAGUGAAUCGUCUUCCACCAGUCCAGAAACAUCGACUACUGAAGAAUCAACAACUAGUGAAUCGUCUUCCACCAGUCCAGAAACAUCGACUACUGAAGAAUCAACAACUAGUGAAUCGUCUUCCACCAGUCCAGUAACAUCGACUACUGAAGAAUCAACAACUAGUGAAUCGUCUUCCACCAGACCAGUUACAUCGACUACUGAAGAAUCAACAACUAGUGAAUCGUCUUCCACCAGUCCAGAAACAUCGACUACUGAAGAAUCAACAACUAGUGAAUCGUCUUCCACCAGUCCAGUAACAUCGACUACUGAAGAAUCAACAACUAGUGAAUCGUCUUCCACCAGUCCAGAAACAUCGACUACUGAAGAAUCAACAACUAGUGAAUCGUCUUCCACCAGUCCAGAAACAUCGACUACUGAAGAAUCAACAACUAGUGAAUCGUCUUCCACCAGUCCAGUAACAUCGACUACUGAAGAAUCAACAACUAGUGAAUCGUCUCCCACCAGUCCAGUUACAUCGACUACUGAAGAAUCAACAACUAGUGAAUCGUCUUCCACCAGUCCAAUUACAUCGACCACUGAAGAAUCCACAACGAGUGAAUCGUCUUCCACCAGUCCAGUUACGUCGACCAAUGAAGAAUCAACAACAAGUGAAUCGUCUUCCACCAGUCCAGAAACAUCGACUACUGAAGAAUCAACAACUAGUGAAUCGUCUUCCACCAGUCCAGAAACAUCGACUACUGAAGAAUCAACAACUAGUGAAUCGUCUUCCACCAGUCCAGUAACAUCGACUACUGAAGAAUCAACAACUAGUGAAUCGUCUUCCACCAGUCCAGAAACAUCGACUACUGAAGAAUCAACAACUAGUGAAUCGUCUUCCACCAGUCCAGAAACAUCGACUACUGAAGAAUCAACAACUAGUGAAUCGUCUUCCACCAGUCCAGUAACAUCGACUACUGAAGAAUCAACAACUAGUGAAUCGUCUUCCACCAGUCCAGAAACAUCGACUACUGAAGAAUCAACAACUAGUGAAUCGUCUUCCACCAGUCCAGAAACAUCGACUACUGAAGAAUCAACAACUAGUGAAUCGUCUUCCACCAGUCCAGAAACAUCGACUACUGAAGAAUCAAUAACUAGUGAAUCGUCUUCCACCAGUCCAGAAACAUCGACUACUGAAGAAUCAACAACUAGUGAAUCGUCUUCCACCAGUCCAGUAACAUCGACUACUGAAGAAUCAACAACUAGUGAAUCGUCUUCCACCAGUCCAGUAACAUCGACUACUGAAGAAUCAACAACUAGUGAAUCGUCUUCCACCAGUCAAGUAACAUCGACUACUGAAGAAUCAACAACUAGUGAAUCGUCUUCCACCAGUCCAGUAACAUCGACUACUGAAGAAUCAACAACUAGUGAAUCGUCUUCCACCAGUCCAGUAACAUCGACAACUGAAGAAUCAACAACUAGUGAAUCGUCUUCCACCAGUCAAGUAACAUCGACUACUGAAGAAUCAACAACUAGUGAAUCGUCUUCCACCAGUCCAGUAACAUCGACUACAGACGAAUCAACUACUAGUGAAUCGUCUUCAACCAGUCCAGUUACAUCGACUACUGAAGAAUCAACAACUAGUGAAUCGUCUUCCACCAGUCCAGAAACAUCGACUUCUGAAGAAUCAACAACUAGUGAAUCGUCUUCCACCAGUCAAGUAACAUCGACUACUGAAGAAUCAACAACUAGUGAAUCGUCUUCCACCAGUCCAGUAACAUCGACUACAGACGAAUCAACUACUAGUGAAUCGUCUUCAACCAGUCCAGUUACAUCGACUACUGAAGAAUCAACAACUAGUGAAUCGUCUUCCACCAGUCCAGUAACAUCGACUACUGAAGAAUCAACAACUAGUGAAUCGUCUUCCACCAGUCCAGUAACAUCGACAACUGAAGAAUCAACAACUAGUGAACCGUCUUCCACCAGUCCAGUAACCUCGACUACUGACGAAUCAACAACUAGUGAAUCGUCUUCCACCAGUCCAGUAACAUCGACUACUGAAGAAUCAACAACUAGUGAAUCGUCUUCUACUAGUCCAGUUACAUCGACUACUGAAGAAUCAACAACUAGUGAAUCGUCUUCCACCAGUCCAGAAACAUCGACUACUGAAGAAUCAACAACUAGUGAAUCGUCUUCCACCAGUCCAGUAACAUCGACUACUGAAGAAUCAACAACUAGUGAAUCGUCUUCCACCAGUCCAGAAACAUCGACUACUGAAGAAUCAACAACUAGUGAAUCGUCUUCCACCAGUCCAGAAACAUCGACUACUGAAGAAUCAACAACUAGUGAAUCGUCUUCCACCAGUCCAGUAACAUCGACUACUGAAGAAUCAACAACUAGUGAAUCGUCUUCCACCAGUCCAGAAACAUCGACUACUGAAGAAUCAACAACUAGUGAAUCGUCUUCCACCAGUCCAGAAACAUCGACUACUGAAGAAUCAACAACUAGUGAAUCGUCUUCCACCAGUCCAGUUACAUCGACUACUGAAGAAUCAACAACUAGUGAAUCGUCUUCCACCAGUCCAGAAACAUCGACUACUGAAGAAUCAACAACUAGUGAAUCGUCUUCCACCAGUCCAGUAACAUCGACUACUGAAGAAUCAACAACUAGUGAAUCGUCUUCCACCAGUCCAGAAACAUCGACUACUGAAGAAUCAACAACUAGUGAAUCGUCUUCCACCAGUCCAGUAACAUCGACUACUGAAGAAUCAACAACUAGUGAAUCGUCUCAAACCAGUCCAGUUACAUCGACUGCUGAAGAAUCAACAACUAGUGAAUCGUCUUCCACCAGUCCAAUUACAUCGACCACUGAAGAAUCCACAACGAGUGAAUCGCCUUCCACCAGUCCAGUUACGUCGACCAAUGAAGAAUCAACAACAAGUGAAUCGUCUUCCACCAGUCCAGAAACAUCGACUACUGAAGAAUCAACAACUAGUGAAUCGUCUUCCACCAGUCCAGAAACAUCGACUACUGAAGAAUCAACAACUAGUGAAUCGUCUUCCACCAGUCCAGUAACAUCGACUACUGAAGAAUCAACAACUAGUGAAUCGUCUUCCACCAGUCCAGAAACAUCGACUACUGAAGAAUCAACAACUAGUGAAUCGUCUUCCACCAGUCCAGAAACAUCGACUACUGAGGAAUCAACAACUAGUGAAUCGUCUUCCACCAGUCCAGAAACAUCGACUACUGAAGAAUCAACAACUAGUGAAUCGUCUUCCACCAGUCCAGAAACAUCGACCACUGAAGUAUCCACAACGAGUGAAUCGUCUUCCACCAGUCCAGUUACGUCGAAUACUGAAGAAUCAACAACAAGCGAAUCGUCUUCCACCAGUCCAGAAACAUCGACUACUGAAGAAUCAACAACUAGUGAAUCGUCUUCCACCAGUCCAGAAACAUCGACUACUGAAGAAUCAACAACUAGUGAAUCGUCUUCCACCAGUCCAGUAACAUCGACUACUGAAGAAUCAACAACUAGUGAAUCGUCUUCCACCAGUCCAGAAACAUCGACUACUGAAGAAUCAACAACUAGUGAAUCGUCUUCCACCAGUCCAGUUACAUCGACCACUGAAGAAUCCACAACGAGUGAAUCGUCUUCCACCAGUCCAGUUACGUCGAGCACUCAAGAAUCAACAACAAGUGAAUCGUCUUCCACCAGUCCAGUUACAUCGACCACUGAAGUAUCCACAACGAGUGAAUCGUCUUCCACCAGUCCAGUUACGUCGAAUACUGAAGAAUCAACAACUAGUGAAUCGUCUUCCACCAGUCCAGUAACAUCGACUACUGAAGAAUCAACAACUAGUGAAUCGUCUUCCACCAGUCCAGUAACAUCGACUACUGAAGAAUCAACAACUAGUGAAUCGUCUUCCACCAGUCCAGUAACAUCGACUACUGAAGAGUCAACAACUAGUGAAUCGUCUUCCACCAGUCCAGUAACAUCGACUACUGAAGAAUCAACAACUAGUGAAUCGUCUUCCACCAGUCCAGAAACAUCGACUACUGAAGAAUCAACAACUAGUGAAUCGUCUUCCACCAGUCCAGUAACAUCGACUACUGAAGAAUCAACAACUAGUGAAUCGUCUUCCACCAGUCAAGUAACAUCGACUACUGAAGAAUCAACAACUAGUGAAUCGUCUUCCACCAGUCCAGUAACAUCGACAACUGAAGAAUCAACAACUAGUGAAUCGUCUUCCACCAGUCAAGUAACAUCGACUACUGAAGAAUCAACAACUAGUGAAUCGUCUUCCACCAGUGCAGUAACAUCGACUACUGAAGAAUCAACAACUAGUGAAUCGUCUUCCACCAGUCCAGUAACAUCGUCUACUGAAGAAUCAACAACUAGUGAAUCGUCUUCCACCAAUCCAGUAACAUCGACUACUGAAGAAUCAACAACUAGUGAAUCGUCUUCCACCAGUCCAGUAACAUCGACUACUGAGGAAUCAACAACUAGUGAAUCGUCUUCCACCAGUCCAGUAACAUCGACUACUGAAGAAUCAACAACUAGUGAAUCGUCUUCCACCAGUCCAGUAACAUCGACUACUGAAGAAUCAACAACUAGUGAAUCGUCUUCCACCAGUCCAGUAACAUCGACUACUGAAGAAUCAACAACUAGUGAAUCGUCUUCCACCAGUCCAGAAACAUCGACUACUGAAGAAUCAACAACUAGUGAAUCGUCUUCCACCAGUCAAGUAACAUCGACUACUGAAGAAUCAACAACUAAUGAAUCGUCUUCCACCAGUCCAGAAACAUCGACUACUGAAGAAUCAACAACAAGUGAAUCGUCUUCCACCAGUCCAGUCACAUCGACUACUCAAGAAUCAACAACUAGUGAAUCGUCUUCCACCAGUGCAGUAACAUCGACUACUGAAGAAUCAACAACUAGUGAUUCGUCUUCCACCAGUUUAGAAACAUCGACUACUGAAGAAUCAACAACUAGUGAAUCGUCUUCCACCAGUCCAGUAACAUCGACUACUGAAGAAUCAACAACUAGUGAAUCGUCUUCCACCAGUCCAGAAACAUCGACUACUGAAGAAUCAACAACUAGUGAAUCGUCUUCCACCAGUCCAGAAACAUCGACUACUGAAGAAUCAACAACUAGUGAAUCGUCUUCCACCAGUGCAGUAACAUCGACUACUGAAGAAUCAACAACUAGUGAAUCGUCUUCCACCAGUCCAGUAACAUCGACUACUGAAGAAUCAACAACUAGUGAAUCGGCUUCCACCAGUCCAGUAACAUCGACUACUGAAGAAUCAACAACUAGUGAAUCGUCUUCCACCAGUCCAGUUACAUCGACCACUGAAGAAUCCACAACGAGUGAAUCGUCUUCCACCAGUCCAGUUACGUCGAGCACUCAAGAAUCAACAACAAGUGAAUCGUCUUCCACCAGUCCAGUUACAUCGACCACUGAAGUAUCCACAACGAGUGAAUCGUCUUCCACCAGUCCAGUAACAUCGACUACUGAAGAAUCAACAACUAGUGAAUCGUCUCCCACCAGUCCAGUUACAUCGACUACUGAAGAAUCAACAACUAGUGAAUCGUCUUCCACCAGUCCAGAAACAUCGACUACUGAAGAAUCAACAACUAGUGAAUCGUCUUCCACCAGUCCAGUAACAUCGACUACUGAAGAAUCAACAACUAGUGAAUCGUCUUCCACCAGUCCAGAAACAUCGACUACUGAAGAAUCAACAACUAGUGAAUCGUCUUCCACCAGUCCAGUAACAUCGACUACUGAAGAAUCAACAACUAGUGAAUCGUCUUCCACCAGUCCAGUAACAUCGACUACUGAAGAAUCAACAACUAGUGAAUCGUCUUCCACCAGUGCAGUAACAUCGACUACUGAAGAAUCAACAACUAGUGAAUCGUCUUCCACCAGUCCAGUAACAUCGACUACUGAAGAAUCAACAACUAGUGAAUCGUCUUCCACCAGUCCAGUAACAUCGACUACUGAAGAAUCAACAACUAGUGAAUCGUCUUCCACCAGUCCAGUAACAUCGACUACUGAAGAAUCAACAACUAGUGAAUCGUCUUCCACCAGUCCAGAAACAUCGACUACUGAAGAAUCAACAACUAGUGAAUCGUCUUCCACCAGUCCAGUUACGUCGACCACUGAAGAAUCAACAACAAGUGAAUCGUCUUCCACCAAUCCAGUUAUGUCGACCACUGAAGAAUCAACAACAAGUGAAUCGUCUUCCACCAGUCCAGAAACAUCGACUACUGAAGAAUCAACAACUAGUGAAUCGUCUUCCACCAGUCCAGUAACAUCGACUACUGAAGAAUCAACAACUAGUGAAUCGUCUUCCACCAGUCCAGUAACAUCGACUACUGAAGAAUCAACAACUAGUGAAUCGUCUUCCACCAGUCCAGAAACAUCGACUACUGAAGAAUCAACAACUAGUGAAUCGUCUUCCACCAGUCCAGUUACGUCGACCACUGAAGAAUCAACAACUAGUGAAUCGUCUUCCACCAGUCCAGUAACAUCGACCACUGAAUCAACUACCACUGACGAUGAUGUAGCCUACACAGAAGAAUUAGAACCAGAAUAUCAAGGUCCCCGGGCUAGGUUUUCCAAUUCACGAAAACUGCUUUCAAGUAAUUUAGAUGUUAAUGCUAAAGAAGAACACAGAAAGCGAACAAAACGUGCCGUGAGCAAACUUUUACGAAAUUAUCGAACACAAAAGCUGAGAUCUAUUGGCGAUGGCACAAGCUAUCAUUGUUAUAAGACUGUUUAUACAGAUCAAUCUGGUAAGAAAUCCGUUAAGCGCGGAUGUCUUGCCGUACCUGAAGAAGCAAGCGCUUGUGAAAUGCUUGCUGAUUCGAAUGGAAAGAAAUUGGACAAAUGCAAAAUAUGUACAUUUGACAGGUGCAACAGCAGUAGCACUUUGCAAAUUUCACGGCCAUUGCUCCUAUUAGCUUUCUUUAAGUUGCUACAGUACGUUGCUUUUUAG
This is a messenger RNA of Episyrphus balteatus (marmalade hoverfly), 21726 nucleotides long. RefSeq names its product mucin-12-like. Lineage: Eukaryota; Metazoa; Arthropoda; Insecta; Diptera; Syrphidae. The coding region runs from base 37 to 21726 and encodes 7229 amino acids. The transcript is spliced from 5 exons. The record is from RefSeq and is a predicted model, not a curated record.